This is a messenger RNA of Musa acuminata AAA Group (dessert banana), 783 nucleotides long. Its product is annotated as ubiquitin-conjugating enzyme E2 variant 1C. Gene Ontology annotation, cellular component: nucleus. Lineage: Eukaryota; Viridiplantae; Streptophyta; Magnoliopsida; Zingiberales; Musaceae. The record is from RefSeq and is a predicted model, not a curated record. The transcript has 4 exons. Gene Ontology annotation, biological process: protein K63-linked ubiquitination; DNA damage tolerance. The coding region runs from base 121 to 564 and encodes 147 amino acids.
UUGCUUUGGGCUUCCCAUUCAACUUCGUCGCCUUGAGAUUAUUCUUCGGCUGCGAUCGUCCGUGGUCGCCAGGAGACGACGAAGCUCGAGGCAAGUCACCGAUCAAAGAAGUUCUCAUCAAUGCCGCUCGGUGGUUCCGGUGGAUCAGGCAUCGUUGUUCCUCGGAACUUCAGAUUGCUUGAAGAACUUGAACGAGGAGAAAAGGGCAUAGGAGAUGGAACUGUAAGCUAUGGCAUGGAUGAUGGAGAUGACAUUUACAUGCGCUCGUGGACUGGGACAAUAAUUGGUCCUCAUAAUACUGUCCAUGAGGGUCGCAUCUAUCAGCUCAAGUUGUUUUGCAACAAGGACUAUCCUGAUAAACCACCUAGUGUUCGAUUUCAUUCACGGGUUAACGUGACUUGUGUCAAUCCUGACACUGGAGUGGUGGAUCCGAGAAAAUUUUCAGUUCUAGGGAACUGGGAACGUGACUACACAAUGGAGUAUAUUUUAACACAGCUUAAGAAAGAAAUGGCGGCACCACAUAACCGUAAAUUAGUGCAGCCUCCAGAGGGCACACACUUCUAAGACAAUGGGUCUCACCAUUGCAAAUUCAGAUGAAGGGGAUGACUUUCAUGUAUUAUUUUAUCAUCAAAUGGUAGUUUGUUUACCUCAUGCUUGGGAUUGUAGUUUGGGUGGUUAUAUGUAUCGGUGUAGACGCCACUGCACCAUUGGUAAAAUGUGACUUAGAUUGAUUGCUCAAAUGUCUUAUGUAUUGCCUUGUUAUAAUCUUUUUCUUGGUUUUUA